Messenger RNA from Argiope bruennichi, 651 nucleotides. RefSeq names its product PHD finger-like domain-containing protein 5A (gene Phf5a). The record is from RefSeq and is a predicted model, not a curated record. Gene Ontology annotation, biological process: mRNA splicing, via spliceosome. Gene Ontology annotation, cellular component: precatalytic spliceosome; catalytic step 2 spliceosome; U12-type spliceosomal complex. Bases 86 to 418 code for a protein of 110 amino acids. The transcript has 4 exons. NCBI's taxonomy places the organism in Eukaryota, Metazoa, Arthropoda, Arachnida, Araneae, Araneidae.
CAUGCUUGUUUACAAAGAGCAUUUUGAAAUCAGCUUUCGUUAGUGCAAUUUUCAUUUCAACAUUUAAUAUUCUCUCAGUGUUGAAAUGGCGAAACAUCAUCCAGAUUUGAUUUUUUGUAGAAAACAAGCUGGUGUUGCCAUUGGCAGAUUAUGUGAGAAAUGUGAUGGAAAAUGUGUCAUAUGUGACUCAUAUGUAAGACCAUGCACAUUGGUUCGAAUAUGUGAUGAAUGUAAUUAUGGAUCUUACCAAGGACGUUGUGUAAUUUGUGGUGGUCCUGGUGUAUCUGAUGCAUAUUACUGUAAGGAAUGUACUAUUCAGGAAAAAGAUCGAGAUGGCUGUCCAAAGAUAGUUAAUCUUGGUAGCUCAAAAACAGAUUUAUUCUAUGAAAGGAAGAAAUAUGGUUUUAAGAAGAGGUGACCCUGGCUUUUUGAUCCUGAUUCUAGACAUAUUCCAUGGAUUUAGACUUUUAAUAUUUUUUUCUUUCAUCAAACAUAUGUAUAAUAUCUCCUGCUAAAAAUGCUGUGCUAUGGAUAUUAGUACUUCACAAACAUUUUUUAUAUUAAAAUUUUGUAUCAUGUGUAAGUUAGCAUUAUUUUGAUUGUAAUGGAUAUUUUCCAUGUCUUAUUAUUAAAGUGAAGGUUUUUAAACUG